Messenger RNA from Hepatospora eriocheir, 207 nucleotides. The record is from the annotation of a GenBank genome assembly. Lineage: Eukaryota; Fungi; Microsporidia; Hepatosporidae.
AUGCCACAAUAUCUUUGUGUAUUUUGCGAACAAAAUUGCAUUUAUUCAUACAUUUUAAUGUUUUAUGUAUGUAUAAAGUAUGGUGGUUUACAAAGGUUCACUGUGAUUAAAAGUGAAAAGCAAAAAUCGCAAAUUACUGUUACCAAUGCAUUAAAGAGCAUACAAUUAAUCAGAAUGUAUUACAUUCCUAGGGAAACAAACAAUUAA